Molecule: messenger RNA, 986 nt
Organism: Bombyx mandarina (wild silkworm)
Lineage: Eukaryota; Metazoa; Arthropoda; Insecta; Lepidoptera; Bombycidae
Biological process (GO): sleep; positive regulation of voltage-gated potassium channel activity; regulation of synaptic transmission, cholinergic
Source: RefSeq, a predicted model, not a curated record
UACUUUGAAGCAAGAUAUCAGAAUGAUAACAUUCUAAUUGCAAACGAAUAAUUUCUUUGUGGCAGUAAUCCCAAUGAAACGAGUCAUCUAGAUUUUUAAGUCAAUGUGAUUCAAUCCCCUAGAUUGUGAAUUUCCUUUAAUAUAACAGACGCAUCCUAUUAUCUAAUUGAAAUCCAGAUGGUACCAGGUUUGGAGACCCGCUGCGGCCUUGGGGGUCCUGUUGUCGGGCUCGCUGCUAUUAUUCAGUUUAAAUGUGGUACCCAAGUAGUACACAACAUGAAGUAUUUUAUGAUAGUUCUUGUAUUUAGUGGCCUUGUUAAAUUUGGCUCCACAAUAAUGUGCUACGAAUGUAACAGUGCUACGAACAGUCUGUGCCUGCAGACUAUUCCUCCUGACACCUUAAAGAGAAAUUGCUCCAUACACGACAAGGGCGUGAUCCACACAAUGUGCAGGAAGAUCAUCCAGCACGUCGACGUGCCUCUGAACGGAAAGUAUCCAGAAAGUAGGGUGAUCAGGACUUGUGGCUGGGACGAGAGCAAAUUCAAAAAUGUAUGCUACCACCGCGCAGGAUACGGCGGAAGGCAAGAAGUAUGUUCCUGUCACACCGACUAUUGCAACAGCGCUCAAGGACAUCGAAUCACUAAGAUACUACUGUCUACUGUGUUAUUGAUAACGAGCGUGAAGAUAUGUUACUGAAAUUCGUCUAAUACUGAUUUAUCAUAAAGGGCAUUAAUUGUUCCAAAUUUAUUAAAAGAGCUUUUUUUUAUGGUGAGAAAUCUUUCUGUUACCCACACUGUCGAGUUAAUAAAUAAAAUAAAAAUGUGACUAAUUUUCUUUUUUAAUUAUCUAUUGUAAACAUUAACAUUUAACUCCUUUGAGAAACAUAUUUUUAAAUUAAUAAAAUCGUUAUUACAAGCAGGGGACAUUCCCCAAUGCUGAAAUGAGAAUAAUGUACCUAAUAGCUCACAGUAAAAAGAACACCGGAU